Humulus lupulus (European hop) is the source of this 3623-nucleotide messenger RNA. RefSeq names its product putative calcium-transporting ATPase 11, plasma membrane-type. The transcript has 7 exons. Gene Ontology annotation, biological process: calcium ion transmembrane transport. Bases 164 to 3262 code for a protein of 1032 amino acids. The record is from RefSeq and is a predicted model, not a curated record. Gene Ontology annotation, cellular component: intracellular membrane-bounded organelle; membrane. Gene Ontology annotation, molecular function: calmodulin binding; ATP hydrolysis activity; ATP binding. NCBI's taxonomy places the organism in Eukaryota, Viridiplantae, Streptophyta, Magnoliopsida, Rosales, Cannabaceae.
AAUGUAUUUAAUGCGGAGUUUCUAUCUUCUCUAGCGGCUCUUUCAAUGGGGCAAAUCUUUUGCAGACAACUCAACACCGGCGAUACGAUCAUCUACCUUUCUUUGUCGUCUUCUUAGUUGUAUUCUGGUUCAGAUUCUUAUAGAAAAUACAAGUGAAGAUAUUAUGGAGGACUAUUUUCUCAAAGAAUUCUCAGUCGAGUCCAAGCACCCGUCGGCUGAGGCUCAGCUAAGAUGGAGAUCCGCCGUAGCUCUUGUCAGAAACCCUCGCCGACGGUUUCGACAUGUGGCUGAUCUCGUUAAGCGUUCGGAGGCUCAGAAGAAGAGGAAGAGUAUCCAGGAAAAAAUACGAGUUGCCCUCUAUGUUCAGAAGGCAGCAUUGCAGUUCAUUGAUGCUGGUGGUCGGAUUGAGUUCAAGUUGUCUCAAGAGGCCAGAGAUGCAGGUUUUGAUGUUCACCCAGAUGAGCUGGCAGCUAUCAUACGUAGCCAUGAUGUACGGGCCAUGAAUGUACAUGGUGGAGUACCUGGAAUAGCAAGAAAAGUUAAGGUGGACUCCCUAGAUGAUGGAGUUAGCGAAAAGGAUAUACCUAUCAGGCAGAAGGUUUAUGGACUUAAUCGUUAUGCAGAGAAACAAGCUAGAACAUUUUGGAUGUUUGUAUGGGAAGCAAUACACGACUUAACACUAAUCAUUCUUAUGGUAUGCGCUGCGGUUUCUAUAGGUGUAGGAGUCGCCACAGAAGGGCUUCCAAAGGGCAUGUAUGAUGGCUUGGGAAUCUUACUUAGUAUUAUCUUGGUCGUCAUGGUUACUGCCACAAGUGACUACAGGCAAUCCUUGCAAUUCAAACGUUUGGAUGAGGAGAAAAAAAAGAUCUUUGUUCAUGUCACUAGAGAUGGGAAAAGACAGAAACUUUCCAUUUAUGACUUAGUUGUUGGAGAUAUUGUCCAUUUGUCAAUUGGAGAUCAAGUUCCAGCUGAUGGGAUUUUUAUAUCAGGUUAUUGUUUGCUGAUUGAUGAAUCAAGCUUGUCAGGUGAGAGUGAGCCAGUUAAUGUAGAUGAAGGGAAACCUUUUCUUCUAUGUGGAACCAAAGUGCAGGACGGAGCAGCAAAAAUGUUGGUAACAACAGUUGGGAUGAGGACUGAAUGGGGUAAGCUGAUGGAGACAUUAAGUGAGGGAGGAGAUGAUGAGACCCCACUACAAGUUAAGCUGAAUGGUGUAGCUACAAUUAUUGGUAAAAUUGGUUUGUGUUUUGCUGUGUUAACUUUUUUGGUAUUGACAACAAGAUUUUUGGUGAACAAAGCACUUCUCAAUGAAAUUACUGUUUGGUCGUCAGCUGACGCACUUACUCUUUUGGAUUACUUUGCUAUUGCAGUAACUAUAAUUGUUGUUGCAGUUCCUGAAGGGUUACCAUUGGCAGUGACACUGAGCCUUGCUUUUGCAAUGAGCAAAUUAAUGAGUGAAAGGGCACUUGUGAGGCAUCUUUCUGCAUGUGAAACAAUGGGUUCUGCUAGUUGCAUUUGCACUGACAAAACAGGAACAUUAACUACAAACCAUAUGGUGGUUAACAAAAUAUGGAUAUCUGACAAAUCUAUAGAGGUAAAAGGUAAAGAGAGUGAAAAUGUAGUAAAAUCUGAGAUUUCUGAAGAGGCUUUAAGCAUCCUACUCCAAGUGAUAUUUCAAAAUACUGGUUGUGAAGUUGCUGAUGUAGAUGGAAAGAUCACCAUCUACGGUUCCCCCACAGAAACAGCAAUAUUAGAAUUUGGCUUGCUUCUUGGUGCUGAAUUUAAAGCACAGCGUAAAGAUAUGAAUAUACUUAAGAUAGAACCUUUCAACUCAGCCAGGAAAAAGAUGUCUGUACUUGUUGCUCGUCCUAAUGGCGGUAAGCGUGCUUUUUGCAAAGGUGCAUCAGAAAUAAUAUUAAGUAUGUGUAACAAGUUUAUAGGCUCAAAUGGAGAACCUAUUGAUUUAUCUGACCAACAGGUAAAUUAUAUAUCGGAAGUUAUAAAUUCCUUUGCUUCAGAAGCUUUGAGAACUCUCUGCUUGGCUUACCAGGAUAUAGAUGGCUUUUCUGAUGAAAACAAGAUCCCUGAUAAUGGUUAUACAUUGGUAGCAGUUGUUGGAAUCAAGGAUCCUGUGCGCCCAGGAGUAAAGAAUGCAGUUGAAACUUGUUUAGCUGCUGGAAUAACUGUUAGAAUGGUUACUGGUGAUAAUAUAAACACAGCCAAGGCCAUAGCUAAGGAAUGUGGCAUUCUCACCCCAGGUGGUAUGGCCAUAGAAGGGCCAGAUUUUCGUAAUUUGUCUCCAGAACAGAUGAAAGAGGUUAUACCCAAAAUUCAGGUUAUGGCACGAUCUUCGCCCUCGGACAAACACACCUUGGUGAUCAAUUUGAGAAAAAUGUUUGGUGAGGUUGUUGCCGUGACUGGUGAUGGAACCAACGAUGCUCCUGCAUUGCAUGAGUCAGACAUCGGGCUUGCUAUGGGUAUAGCUGGGACAGAGGUGGCUAAAGAAAAUGCUGAUGUCAUCAUUAUGGAUGACAAUUUUUCAACUAUCGUUAAUGUAGGUAAAUGGGGACGUUCGGUUUACAUAAACAUUCAAAAGUUCGUUCAGUUCCAGUUAACAGUUAAUGUCGUUGCUUUAGUUCUCAAUUUCUUCUCUGCUUGCAUCUCAGGAGCUGCUCCUCUUACGGCUGUGCAACUUUUAUGGGUCAACAUGAUUAUGGACACUCUUGGUGCAUUGGCACUGGCCACAGAACCUCCAACCAAUGAGCUAAUGAAAAGGCCACCAGUAGGAAGGGGUUCAAGUUUCAUCACAAAGGCCAUGUGGAGGAAUAUCAUUGGUCAGAGUAUAUACCAACUGAUUGUCCUUGCAUUGCUCAAUUUCGAUGGAAAGAAGCUACUGGGACUAACUGGUUCAGAUGCAAGUGCGGUUCUGAACACAUUAAUAUUCAAUGCUUUUGUGUUUUGUCAGGUGUUUAAUGAGAUAAACAGCCGUGAUAUUGAAAAGAUAAACAUAUUCCAUGGCAUGUUUAGCAGUUGGGUAUUUAUUGCUGUGAUGAUCGUCACAGUGGCUUUCCAAGUGAUAAUAGUUGAGUUUUUGGGGGCAUUUGCCAGUACUGUACCACUGAGCUGGCAACUAUGGCUACUCAGCGUGGGAAUCGGAUCAAUCAGCUUGAUAGUUGCAGUUGUCCUGAAAUGCAUCCCUGUUGAAAAGAAGAUCAAACACCAUGAUGGCUACGAAGCACUCCCAAGUGGUCCGGAGCUUGCUUAAACAUUGGGUAAAAUGAGAAAAGGCCAACAGUUUUUAUUCUUGAGUGAUUGAAAAAAGAGUUCAUACUAAUAUGUCACAUUUAGGAAUCCAACACACUACGUGAUGUAUCAAACGGCAAUCGAUAUAAUUUUGUAUUGGGCACCAUAUAUUCAAAUUCAUAAUAGACGAUGUGAGACAUCAUAUUAAAUUCACAAAUUAUGAAUGUCUCAUCAUAUGGUGUUGAGCAGCAUAUGGGUGCCCCAUAAUAGUGACUACAGUAGUUAAUACAAUUACUUGGAUACUAUUAUAUGAAAUUAGGUAUUUUUUUUUUGGUUGGAGAGAAUUUGAAAAAUAAUGGAUGGUGGAUUAUUUUUGUUGUCAA